Neogale vison (American mink) is the source of this 7012-nucleotide messenger RNA. It is a transcript of the gene AFAP1, whose product is annotated as actin filament associated protein 1. The record is from RefSeq and is a predicted model, not a curated record. Lineage: Eukaryota; Metazoa; Chordata; Mammalia; Carnivora; Mustelidae. Gene Ontology annotation, cellular component: cytosol. The transcript has 20 exons. The coding region runs from base 410 to 2854 and encodes 814 amino acids. Gene Ontology annotation, molecular function: SH2 domain binding; SH3 domain binding.
CUCUGCACGGAGCCGGAGCCCGAGUCCGAUCCCGAGCCGGAGUCGGGCUGAGGCUGCGGCGGAGGCGGCCCCGCCCCAGGGCUCCAUUGUUGCGGCGGCCGCGGCUCCUCCAGGUGCUAGGCUCUGUUUCGUUCGGCCCCGAGCGAGUGCCGCCGAGGCGGUGGCCUGAGAUUCUUCUGAAAUUCUUUCUUUGGUGAGGAUCGUCAGAAGGAGGCACAGGAUUUGCUCUCAAAGAGUGGUUUGGUUUCCUGAGCAACUACAGGUGGACCCUGGGUGCUCCAUCCUUGACCCUGGAGGAGGCGUGUGAGGAAGACCAUUCCGCACAGACCAGGACACUCCUGCCUGGCCGUCAGGGCACCCGGCUCCCAGUUCAAGCCUUUAUACUAAAUCCCGUGUACAUUCUGCAGCAAUGGAAGAGUUAAUCGUGGAACUCCGUCUCUUUCUUGAGCUCCUGGACCACGAAUACCUAACAUCAACCGUCAGGGAGAAGAAGGCAGUGAUCACAGACAUCCUGCUGAGGAUACAAUCGUCCAAAGGUUUCGACGUGAAGGACCAUGCUCAGAGACAAGAGACCCCCAACAGCCUGCCAGCGCCUCCCCAGAUGCCUUUGCCGGAGAUCCCCCAGCCGUGGCUGCCACCUGACAGUGGACCGCCACCACUCCCGACGUCCUCUCUCCCGGAAGGUUACUACGAGGAAGCCGUGCCACUGAGCCCAGGGAAAGCUCCAGAAUACAUCACGUCAAAUUAUGACUCAGAUGCCAUGAGCAGCUCUUACGAGUCUUAUGAUGAGGAGGAGGAGGAUGGAAAGGGCAAGAAGACGCGGCACCAGUGGCCAUCCGAGGAGGCCUCCAUGGACCUGGUGAAGGACGCAAAGAUCUGUGCAUUCCUGCUGAGGAAGAAGCGCUUUGGCCAGUGGAGCAAGCUGCUGUGUGUGGUCAAGGACGCCAGGCUGCUGUGCUACAAAAGCUCCAAGGACCAGCAGCCCCAGAUGGAACUGCCCCUCCAAGGCUGCAACAUCACUUACACCCCGAAGGACAGCAAGAAGAAGAAGCACGAGCUGAAAAUCACCCAGCAAGGCACGGACCCACUGGUUCUUGCAGUCCAGAGCAAGGAGCAGGCCGAGCAAUGGCUGAAGGUGAUCCGAGACGUCUACAGCGGCUGCAGCGGGCAGGCGGAGUCAGAAGGCCCUCCCCCGUCGAGCUCCCCGGUGCACAAGAUAGAGCUGGAGAAGAAGCUGUCUUCUGAGAGACCCAGCUCGGAUGGGGAGGGUGUCAUGGAGAACGGAGUCACCGUGUGUGAAGGAAAAGAACAAGUCAAGAGGAAAAAAAGUUCCAAAUCAGAGGCCAAGGGCACUGUGUCCAAAGUCACUGGGAAGAAGAUCACCAAGAUCAUCGGCCUGGGGAAGAAAAAGCCCUCGACGGAUGAGCAGACUUCGUCUGCGGAGGAGGAUGUCCCCACCUGCGGCUAUCUCAACGUGCUCUCCAACAGCCGCUGGCGGGAGCGCUGGUGCCGAGUCAAGGAUAACAGACUCAUCUUCCACAAGGACAGGACCGAUCUCAAGACCCACAUCGUGUCUGUUCCUCUCCGAGGCUGUGACGUGAUCCCGGGCUUGGACUCCAAGCAUCCCCUGACCUUCCGACUGCUUCGCAAUGGGCAAGAGGUGGCCGUGCUGGAGGCCUCCUCUUCGGAGGACAUGGGCAGGUGGAUUGGGAUUUUGCUGGCUGAGACGGGGUCCUCCACAGACCCCGGGGCCCUGCACUACGACUACAUCGACGUGGAGACGUCUGCAAAUGUCAUCCAGACGGCCAAACAGACCUUCUGUUUCAUGAACAGGCGUGGCAUCUCUGCCAACCCGUACCUGGGGAGCACCGCCAACGGCUACGCGCACCCCAGCGGCACGGCCCUGCAUUACGACGACGUCCCGUGCAUUAACGGCUCGUGGGACCCCGAAGACGGCCCUCCUGCUUCCGGUGCCAGGGGCCUGGGAGAAGAGGUGCUCUAUGAUAACGCGGUCCUGUAUGAUAACUUGCCGUCUCCGAAAAUCUUUGCGCGCUACCCGCCUGCUGACAGAAAGGCUUCUAGGCCGCCUCCCGACAAACUGUCCUGUAACCAUUACAAAUACCCUCCCUCCUGCAGUCUGCCUCCCACUAACCCCUCAUCUCUGGGGAGGGCGUCUCUCGGGCUCAGCACUCAGUUGAAGGGUAAAAAGCCCCCAGUGGCCUCCAAUGGGGUUAUGGGAAAAGGGAAGAUCCCAAGCAACCAGCAAAAAAAGGUGGAUUCCGUAGCCGGUGUGAAGCGAACAUCUUCAAAUGCUGACCAGUACAAAUAUGGCAAGAACCGGGUCGAAGCCGAUGCCAAGCGGUUGCAGAGCAAAGAGGAGGAGCUGCUGAAGCGGAAGGAGACCCUGCGGAACCGGCUGGCCCAGCUCCGGAAAGAGAGGCGGGACCUGCGGGCCGCCAUCGAAGUGAACGCUGGCAGGAAGACCCAGCUGGUUCUGGAGGACAAGCUGAGGCGGCUGGAGGAGGAGUGUAAGCAGAAGGAGGCCGAGCGAGUCAACCUGGAGCUGGAGCUCACGGAGGUCACGGAGAGCCUGAAGAAGGCCCUGGCUGGCGGGGUCACCCUGGGGCUGGCCAUCGAGCCCAGGUCGGGGACAUCGAGCCCGCAGUCUCCAGUUUUUAGGCAUCGCACUCUGGAGAGCUCGCCCAUGUCUAGCUGUGAGACCAGCGACGCCGAGGGCCCCAUGCCGGUGAACAGUGCGGCCGUGUUGAGGAAGAGCCAGCCGGCAGGCAGCUCCCCCUGCCGGGGACAUGUGUUGCGGAAGGCAAAGGAAUGGGAGCUGAAGAAUGGGACGUAGAGGGACGGCUGGAUGCCUCGCUCGCAGGUGCUGUCCCGCCGCCGCAGGAAGCCCCGCCUGCGUGGCCACCGCUCCGGACGCCAGGGCCAGUGGCCGAGCCCCCAUGCCACCAGCUCCCAGACCCGCCCGCGCGUCCUCUCCUACUGUACUUGUCUCUGUAAAGAAAUUCACCUGUGACACCGGGGUCUCCACCUCUCUCUGUUGAAGAGCAGAAAGGGAGGUAGAGGAGUCCCGGGGCCGAUGGGAAGCUGCGUCUUUUUACCGAGCUCAGCGGGUGCUCUCCCCAUGUGCCCCGCACUCGGACUGCAGGUGGCUCCGCGGACGCCCCUCGCGGGGGAGCAGUGCGUCCUCCUUGUGUCUCGGCGUCCCCUCCCCACGUGCCCGACCCGUCCCCCACGUCACUUGAGGCGGGUGCGUGGGAAACCCAUGCUGUGAAGCGUCUGUUAUCUUUUAACUGUCUCUUCUCUGGACAAAUGCUUUUGUCGCCACGAUGCGAAAAGCUGCCAUUCUUUUUAAACUUUUUAAAAAUGUCUCUUUUUAUCAUGUGUUGCACUUAGCUCUAAGGGAUUUUCAGAGGUUCUGUAGCCUAUUUUAUUAAUUAUUUGUACUGCUUUUGAAAGGCGGCGGAGCGUCUCUGCUGCUUCACUGAUGUGUGUCCCCACCCUCCGUCCCCAGUGUCCCUGACCCCAUGUGCCCCUCAGAGCCUACAGGCAACACGCAGAACCCCGAGCAGCCUCCCUAGAUGGUGGUGGGACUUCAUUUCCCCAAGAGGGAAGCAGGUUCUGGAAGUCACUGGGCCAUAGAAUCGUGGCAUCUCGAGUAGAACGACAGCUUCCAGUCCCUCCCCCGGCCGUUGCCCCCCCCACCUGCAAACCCAAGCCCAGAGCGUGGUUGCCCCUGGGUGGCUCCCAGGCCUGAGGGCCAAGGCCAGGUCUCUGCACCUGUGUAGCCUGAGACCCACCCAACUCUGCUGGGCCUCCAGAGAGACCCUCUCAGGGAUCCUCAGUUCCAGGGACGGGCAGAGUCAGUCACGCUGGGGUCCCUCUACAGAUGGAUUCAGGGGCACACAUGGGUGCUUUCUGCUGAGAGCAAGCCUCGCAUCCAUACCAACCUUAGGGAUAGAAGGCAAGAAACGGUCUCCAUGUUUUCCCCUACACCCCCGGCACACCUCCAGCGUCCCUCCAGGGCUUGGCCACACUCACGCAGACCUUCCUUCUGCAUGGAGUCAGGCGAGCACAGGGCCCUCAUGGCCCCGUGAGAUUUUGGCUGGAGAGCAAGUGAGCGGCCUCCUGGGCAGGAGACAGUUUCCAACAGGGAGCGGGGGCUGCUGUGGAGCUCAGAGGAGAUGCGGGCCCCCUCCUGUCUGAGCACCCCCAAGAAAUCGAGGGAGGAUGUCCCCCAAAGCCUCCGGGUCCAUCUUCCCAGCACUGUUGGGAGGAACCCUGUCCUGUUUGUCUGCAUGGGAAGCUGGGCCGCCCUGCACUCUACAAAGCUGAUUUUCUGUAAAACGAAAAGGUUUUAUCCCCCGUAGACUUUUGCUGCCUUCCAGUCAAAGAAGGGUUUCUCAAACUAAGGCUCUUGGGCCUCCCUGCUUGUCAGCCAACUCAGUCCAAGCCGCUGACAGUUUCCAACCGUCAGGAGGAAAAAGCGUGAGCUGCCCGUGCCCCUGCCAGGGAGACCCUAGGCAGCACAGGGACCCCACCCCCUGGGUUUGCCUGAGGACACAGCCCGUCGAAGUGGGAGCCGGGAUUUGGACCCUGGGCUCAGACUCCGGCGUGUGCAUUCCGUGUCUGCAGAACCCAGGUUUCACACUCCCUUUCCUCACCAUCAGCCCUGUAAAGAGGACGGCAAGCUUAGACGGAUCCUGCUGGUUCCCUGGAGCCAUUGGCAGCAGGUCACACAGAGGCCAAGGCCGCGGCAGCUCCCAUGGGCUCCUGCCAUAUUGCGUGUUCCCCCAGUGUCUUUACGUUUGAUCAGAAAGUUAGGUGAAGGGAUUUGCUUCCAAAUAAGUUAUUUAUUUGUAUAUGUUCAAUAAAUAGAGUUUUUAAUUUAUAUCUGUACAUACUAGACACACAUGAGAUGUCUUGUCAGGAUUUAGGCGGUGAGGUCAUGUUAGGGCCCUCCCCGAGUCCCUGGCCGGCGGCCACCAGAUGAGGCACGGAGCAGGCUGGCCACGGGAGGCUUGCCCCUCCGGGAGAAGUCCCGUUCCCUUCGAGGUGUCACCUGUUCACCGAGCGCUGCCCAGACCGUGACAGGAUCCUGACCCAAAGUGGAGAAGCGCGGCAGCUUGUGCCCAUGGGGCCACCUCUGGGGUUCACAGCGGCUCCCUGCCCCCACCCCCCGCAGCCCCACCGUCAGCCUUGGGGCUCGGCCCCCGGCUCUGUUUUGGUCAGGUGUCUUCAGCCUUUAAAUCCCCUCCAGUUUUGUGUGUUUAUAACUCACUGACCUUUUGCACAGAAACAAAAUGGUGGUUGUGGGCGCACUGUGUCACCUGUGACGUAGGAUGGGUGGGAAUGGUCACUUUUCCCCUCUUUGGAGUCAGUGGGGGAAGGGGCAAUUCCCUCUGUGGAAGUCAGAGCAGUUAGCCCCGCCCUCACCGGGCUUCCGGAUGGUUCCACGGCCUGGUACCCAGUGCGGGUCUGGGGAAGGGUCCAGAUGGGCGUGGAUCUUUCUGGAAUCUUCUCUGAGUGCCCGUGCAUAGCCGUGGCAUAAAGCUGUCCUGUCAUCCGUUCGCAUACCUCCGCGUUGCCAAACCUCACCGUCAUCCUCGUUCCCUUCAACUGUCUGAGAUCCAGAAACCCCAAGCCACUCAGGUUGGAGAUGUGCCACCUUCUGCAAAGUCAGUGUGUGCUUUCAGCCCCGAGGGCUGCCCCCAGAAAGGAGACCCAGCCCCAUUUUCACAGCGGCAACAACCGCGAACGCAUGUGCAGGUUUGCACGGGGACAGGCGUGAGUCUGGGGACUGCAGAGGGACGCAGCCUUAUAGCAGGCGGUGGGUGCCCUGGGUUCUCUGGCCCAGCUGUGCGACAGGACCUCCGGAGGGUGGCCAGUGAGGUGGGUGCCCAGAGUGGGGCCUCUGGUGCCAGAAAAGACCCCUGCAGCCAGCCCCAGGGCCCCUUCAAGGCGGCCUCUCCCAGGGGAAGGCUGUCAUCUCCACCACCCCACCCCCCACCCCACCCACCUGGCUCUCUCAGAUGUUAAACUGUUGCCUUCCUCAUUUUGUCUUUUUCUAAAAUAAAUUUUUAACGGGAAAUUUUUCAAAUCUGUGGCUUCAUGUUAAAGAGAGUAAUUCCUUAUUUUGUUCCUGUUGUCACUGCUGGUUCUUCACCAUCCCCAUAACGGGCUGGGUCCACACUGUGAAUACCUGAAGGUGAACUUCACCUUGUGUCCCUUGGCGGGCACAGCCUCUCCCGCCAGCACCCUCUGCAGGAAGCUCGUCUCCCUCGAGGCCAGCGCUACAGGGGCGCCCAAACUUCAUCUGGCCCCUCUUCCUGGAGCAGUGCCGGGAUCAGUGCUGGGAACAGGGAGGGAACAGCGCCGGCUGCCUCCCUCCCGCCGCUGGCAAGUAUCACUGGGUGUCCCUGGUUUUGGCCAGGGAAGGCGUUUCCAACAUGGGAUCAUCAGAUCGCGAUUCUUAGGGACCAAAGGUGUUUUUAAUAAGAUAAUCUUUCUAUUUGAUUUUCUAAUAAGAAAGGAAAUAGUGACUUUAAAUUCUAACACCAACUUUUAAAUCAUAGAUAUUUAGCAUUCACUGACCACGGCUUUAAGUUGUAAAAUGAUUUCAUAUGAAGAUUGUAAUUAUUUCCUUACUGUAUUUUUUAAAAACUAAAGUCGUAUUUAAAAUUCUCUUUGAACGAAACCAGCAAGAAACAGCAAAGAUUUUUUUUUAAUUAAAUAUGUUAGCGGUGCCCGUUUCAAAGGACUGUAAAUAUGUUUUCACUGUGUUUAUCAACGUAUUUAAUUCAUCAAGGACUUUUAUCAAAGGAAACUUCCAACGGAAAUACCAGUUGUCAGGCCGUCUGCUCCAUGUUGUAGUCCCCUCCCCUGAAUUUUCUGCUUUACUAACGGAUUUUUCUACUGUUGGAAGGGGUGUAGCCCACAGACUGGCGCCCUCCGGCGUGCCUCGUUGGUGUGUUAUCAAUAAAGCUUUAUGCUUCCA